Messenger RNA from Nomascus leucogenys (northern white-cheeked gibbon), 1345 nucleotides. RefSeq names its product hes family bHLH transcription factor 6 (gene HES6). The record is from RefSeq and is a predicted model, not a curated record. Gene Ontology annotation, cellular component: nucleus. Lineage: Eukaryota; Metazoa; Chordata; Mammalia; Primates; Hylobatidae. Gene Ontology annotation, molecular function: RNA polymerase II cis-regulatory region sequence-specific DNA binding; DNA-binding transcription factor activity, RNA polymerase II-specific; protein dimerization activity. Gene Ontology annotation, biological process: regulation of neurogenesis; anterior/posterior pattern specification; regulation of transcription by RNA polymerase II.
CGAGGAGCGCGGACGGCUGGGCUGCUGCUGGGCGGCCGCGGGGCAGCGGAGGGCGCCGGCGCUCCCCGUCCCCGCUGCUCCCAGUCCCCGCCACGUCCCCGGCGGAGCGGGCAUGGCGCCACCUGCGGCGCCCGGCCGGGACCGUGUGGGCCGUGAGGAUGAGGACGGCUGGGAGACGAGAGGGGACCGCAAGGCCCGGAAGCCCCUGGUGGAGAAGAAGCGGCGCGCGCGGAUCAACGAGAGCCUGCAGGAGCUGCGGCUGCUGCUGGCGGGCGCCGAGGUGCAGGCCAAGCUGGAGAACGCCGAGGUGCUGGAGCUGACGGUGCGGCGGGUCCAGGGUGUGCUGCGGGGCCGGGCGCGCGAGCGCGAGCAGCUGCAGGCGGAAGCCAGCGAGCGCUUCGCUGCCGGCUACAUCCAGUGCAUGCACGAGGUGCACACGUUCGUGUCCACGUGCCAGGCCAUCGACGCCACCGUCGCUGCCGAGCUCCUGAACCAUCUGCUCGAGUCCAUGCCGCUGCGUGAGGGCAGCAGCUUCCAGGAUCUGCUGGGGGACGCCCUGGCGGGGCCACCUGGAGCCCCUGGGCGGAGUGGCUGGCCUGCGGGGGGCGCUCCGGGAUCCCCGAUACCCAGUCCCCCCAGUCCCGGGGACGACCUGUGCUCCGACCUGGAGGAGGCCCCUGAGGCUGAACUGAGUCGGGCUCCUGCUGAGGGGCCCGACUUGGUGCCUGCAGCCCUGGGCAGCCUGACCGCAGCCCAAAUUGCCCAGAGUGUCUGGAGGCCUUGGUGACCAAUGCCAGCCAGAGUCCUGCGGGGGUGGGCCCGGCCCUCCCUGGAUCUCUCCCUCCUCCCAGGGGUUCAGAUGUGGUGGGGUAGGGCCCUGAAGUCUCCCAGGUCUUCCCUCCCUCCUCCGAUGGAUGGCUUGCAGGGCAGCCCCUGGUGACCAGCCCAGUCAGGCCCCAGCCUCGUUUCUUAAGAAACUUUUAGGGACCCUGCAGCUCUGGGGUGGGUGGAGGGAGGGAGCCACAGGCAGGAGGAAGAAUCUUGUAGAGCUACCAGCGCUCUCCCAGGUUCACCUGCCCAGCCUUCACCAGCCCUGUGCGGGCUCUGGGGGCAGAGGUGGCAGGAAUGGUGCUGGGCACUAGCGUUCCAGGCAGCCCUGGGCUAAACAAAAGCUUGAACUUGCCACUUCAGCGGGGAGACGAGAGGCAGGUGCACUCUGCAGCACUGCCCAGAGCUGUGAUGCUCUGUACAUCUUGUUUGUAGCACACUUGAGUUUGUGUAUUCCAUUGACAUCAAAUGUGACAAUUUUACUAAAUAAAGAAUUUUGGAGUUAGUUACCCUUGAA